Hypomesus transpacificus is the source of this 1811-nucleotide messenger RNA. RefSeq names its product NK6 homeobox 1 (gene nkx6-1). NCBI's taxonomy places the organism in Eukaryota, Metazoa, Chordata, Actinopteri, Osmeriformes, Osmeridae. Gene Ontology annotation, cellular component: nucleus. The record is from RefSeq and is a predicted model, not a curated record. Gene Ontology annotation, biological process: regulation of transcription by RNA polymerase II; cell differentiation. Bases 491 to 1450 code for a protein of 319 amino acids. Gene Ontology annotation, molecular function: DNA-binding transcription factor activity, RNA polymerase II-specific; RNA polymerase II cis-regulatory region sequence-specific DNA binding. The transcript is spliced from 3 exons.
AGACAUAGGAAAGAGAUGAUAAUGUUUUAUUAUCUCAAAAAUCCUGUGUGUUGCAAAUAAAUAGUAGACUGCUUUUUUGUCCAUAUAUUUCAAACAUUCAACAAACAUCUUUGAAGCAAUCAGCUCAAACGACCUGGGGGACUAUAGGAAAUAGCCUACAUUGCCUUCGAGUGACUUUUGUUACAUAUUUGACAUACGGAGUUUUAUCUCAAACAUGGACAGUGAGUUUUAGAUGAAACAGUGGUUGGUUUUGAGAAGGAUAUAUUUAUGUGGGCCAAGCUUUCUGGUCGUUUCCAACCUGGACAUUUUUAUUAUAAGCGAGUCACUUUUCGGGUGCACACUGGAACAUUCAGAGUUGUGCUCAUAUAGUCUCACCAGAAACUUGUAGACUGUUCUCCUGUUUGGUCUAAAUUUUUCUCAAAAAGAUCUGACUUUCUUGUAAACGUCGAGGAUAUUUUGGCUCAACCCUGCAUUUAAUUAGUUAUUGGUUAUGUUAGCCGUGGGGCAGAUGGACGGGUCCCGACAGAGCGCUUUUCUCCUGAGCACCCCUCCUUUAGCAGCGCUGCACAGCAUGACCGAGAUGAAGACCCAACUGUACCCAGCCUACCCACUCUCUUCAACGUCUUCUACCUCACCUACUGCCACCUCGCCAAAUCCCGGUGGCAUCCCGGUCUCCUCACCAGGGAUCAAAACCUCCGCAGGACUCUCCUCUCUCGGAUCACUCCAACAUUUCUCGAUCGCCACCCCUCACGGAAUAAAUGACAUCCUCAGUCGUCCUGCAGUUGUUUCCGCGGGAGCAGCAGCUGCAGUUGCGGCUUCCUCGUCUGCCGGAAUUUUGUCAGGGCUGCCCCGAUUUAGUAGCCUAAGUCCUCCGCCACCCCAUGGACUUUACUUCAGCCCAAGUGCUGCAGCAGUGGCAGUGGCCCGCUAUCCGAAACCGUUAACUGAUCUACCGGGCAGGACUCCGAUUUUUUGGCCAGGCGUCAUGCAAAGUCCACACUGGAGAGACGCCAGAUUCGCAUGUUCCCCCCACCAGAAUUCUGUUCUUCUUGACAAGGAUGGAAAAAGAAAACAUACACGUCCAACGUUCUCUGGACAGCAAAUCUUUGCUCUGGAAAAGACGUUUGAACAAACGAAAUAUCUUGCUGGUCCAGAAAGAGCACGGCUUGCCUAUUCGUUGGGAAUGACAGAAAGCCAAGUAAAGGUAUGGUUUCAAAACAGAAGAACCAAGUGGAGAAAAAGACAUGCGGCCGAGAUGGCAUCAGCGAAGAAGAAGCAGGAUUCAGAGACCGAGAGGCUGAAAGGGGCCUCGGAAAAUGAAGACGACGAUGAUGAUUAUAACAAACCCCUGGACCCCAAUUCAGAUGACGAGAAAAUAACACAGUUACUGAAAAAACACAAACCGAACUCCUCUCUCCUUGUUCAUACGUCAGAGAACGAAAGUUCUUAGGCAAGGGGAAAACAGACUACUGGUAGCCUACAAAAAGCAACGUGGAAUUUGUGCAAGAUGUGCCGUUUUUGGUCCAAAUGUUGAUAUGUUUGCACGGGGACGGAGGACUCUUACCAGGAAUAGAUGCAGUUUUAUAGCGUGGAACAGUGGCCAAAACAAAGACUGCAAUUUAUAGAAGUUUCAACAUUGAGAAGAUGGUACUUACAUGUAAAUAGAAACGUGAGUUGUAUUCAAUAGAAAUUAUAUUACUGUGAAUAAUUUAUGGGUAAAAAAAACCCUGUUUUUGUAUAGAAGCACUGCUGAGUUUCUUAGUUUGUUUGACAUCUGACCCAAAGCCCUGACAUUCAUUUGCAAAUGCAUA